Brienomyrus brachyistius is the source of this 4242-nucleotide messenger RNA. RefSeq names its product neuronal pentraxin-2-like. The record is from RefSeq and is a predicted model, not a curated record. The coding region runs from base 446 to 1819 and encodes 457 amino acids. The transcript has 6 exons. Lineage: Eukaryota; Metazoa; Chordata; Actinopteri; Osteoglossiformes; Mormyridae.
GACAGCCGCGCGGAGCGCGAACCGCGAGCCGCCGGGACUUACAUCCAGCACGUUUAGAUAGACCCACAACUGAAGGUUAUUUUUUCUUUCCGUGAUAUGUCGGUUUUUGUAUCGUAAAAGGGCUUUAUAAGCAGAUAAACCAUCUAAUUUAAGAUAACUGGAAAAUCUGCAGCUUGUAGACAUUUGAAAUACUCUAGUAGAAUCAUCAUUUCUAAAUGAAUUUCUACACCUCUAAGAAGUCUUUUUUGAGUUAUUGUGGUAGUCUUAAAUCCAAUACUAGCUUUAAUGCUUUCUGUAAAGUCUAGAAGAUGUGAUUUUUAUGAUCUCCUUAAAUUUUAUGCACGUUAAAUAGAAUCCGACAGAUUUAUAAAAUACUUUAUUUUUCACUCUAGUUAUUGGUGCUUUUUGAGCAUUGUCUUGUAUCAGGGACAGUCUACGCGUCGUCAUGCAUUAUCUCUUAGCGGGGUUGCUUUGCUUUUGCGCACUUGGCAAUAGGAGACUUGUGCUCUCCCAAGACAUCGCAGGGUCCCGUUUUGUUUGCACGGCUAUCCCGGUCGGUGCGGAUCCAAACUGCGCGGUGCCUCCCAGUACCAUGCAGGGCACGAGUACCCAAGACGAACAGCUUAGGGACACAGUAAUGCAGCUCCGGGAGACGAUCCUGCAGCAAAAAGAGACCAUCGUCAACCAGCAAGGCUCCAUCAAGGAACUGACUUCCAAACUUUCCCGUUGCGAGUCCGAAGCAUCGCCUCAGGACGGGAGAUCGAGAAGUCAGGGCUCCUGGAGGAAGGACUACAACAAGAACACCAUGGGUGACCUUCCCCGGGACCCUGGCGAGACCAUCGACCAUCUGGGGAAGACGAUGCAAAGUCUGAAAGCAAGGCUGGAGAACUUAGAGCAGCAGCAGCAGGUGCGCAUGAACACGUCCGGCGUGUCUGUCCCUAAUGACCUCCGGGAGCUGCUGAAACAGAGGCUGGGCGACCUGGAGAAGCAGCUUCUCACCAAAGUGGCCACACUGGAGCAGGACAAGACGCAGCUAUACAAUGAGACAGCUGCCCACCGCCACCGUACAGAGGCUGCUCUUAAUUCCCUGCUGGAGCGCAUUACUGAGCUGGAGAGGGCACUGACUCAGGUUGCCCCGAGCGACAGCAGACACCAUCACGCCUGGGGUAACUUCGGACUGAAAUCCUCGGAAGAUUUCAAGAUCUCUCUCCCCCUGCGUACGAACUACCUGUACGGGCGCCUCAAGAGCAGCUUGCCGGAGAUGUAUGCGUUCACCGUCUGCAUGUGGCUGAAGUCGAGCUCCGGGCCUGGAAUCGGGACCCCCUUCUCCUACGGGGUCCCGGGGCAGGCCAACGAGAUAGUGCUCAUCGAGUGGGGAAACAACCCCAUAGAGCUGCUGGUGAACGACAAGGUGGCCCAGCUGCCCCUGUCCGUGAGCGACGGCCGCUGGCACCACGUGUGCGUCACCUGGACGACGAGAGACGGGCUGUGGGAGGCGUACCAGGAUGGCGAGAAGCUUGGCUCGGGAGAGAACCUGGCCCCCUGGCAUCCAAUUAAGCCAGGAGGAGUUAUUAUCCUGGGACAGGAGCAGGAUACCGUAGGCGGCCGCUUCGAUGCCACCCAGGCCUUCGUCGGGGAGCUGAGUCAAUUCAACAUGUGGGACCGUGUGCUGCGGCCAGCAGACAUUAUGGGAAUAGCCAACUGCUCAUCUUACAUGCCGGGCAACAUAGUGCCCUGGGUCAGCGGCAACGUGGAGGUCCUUGGCGGAGCCACCAAAGGACCGCUGGAGAUAUGUGAGGACCGCCUCUUUGACUCUUAGAGCGUUGGGUGUUUGGAGGGGCACCAAACCGACCUAACACCCUUCCCCAAGACCCAGGCUGCACUACACAAACCCCAAAUGUCUUCUGAGAAAAAAAAAAUGUCCUUUUCUCAAGAAGAGCAAGUGGGAAGUGCUAUGGUGCUCGUUACGUUUGUUCAAUGCGCUUCAGUGAUUGGUGCAUCUUAUAUGACGGGCUUCAGUGAUUGGUGCAUCUCGUAUUAUGGGCUUCAGUGAUUGGUGUGUCUGUCAUGGGGGUGGGCCAGCUUGGUUUGGUCGGGGUGUACAUACAAAAGCAUACAUACACUUACACAGUGUUUAACUACAUGUGUGUCCUGCUGUCCUUUUAUAUUCUGGUUCUUUGGUACAAUUUAUGUCAUGUGACUCAUAAGUUCCAUCCAAGCCAAGCAUUGUACAAUCAUGAACCGAUGUUCUGUUGUUUUAUUAUUAUUAUAAAAUACAAAAUCCACACAGGAAUUUUAAUGUCAGCUGACGUUUCUACUAAUAUUCUGAAGAACUGCCCAAAGUCUAAAGUUAUAAACUAAUAAAUUCUUGUUUGUGUUGAGUCCGUAAAGUGACAGGAAGUCGUUCUGUGGCUGAGCGAGUGGGUAGCUUUGGAUACACCCACCUGAGCAAAAGUGCGCAGCUCAGCCACACGCUUCCCGCAGGCCUGUACAAGGACCAGCAGUCUGGCAGCAAAUGGGGUUUUGGCGGGACAGGGGAAACCGCAAGGAAGUUCAGGAUUUGCGUGAAUUCAGCCCCUGUUGAAGUGAGGGCCAAUGAGAUGCUGAAAUGAAGCAACAUCCCAAGGACACAAUUACUGCGAUGUAUCUACUUUUACAUUAGAAGUUGAUAUCGCCAGAGUCUACUAUAUAUUUUAGGUUUUAUACGCUUAUUAUGACCCAUUGUGCUUUAGAAAAAUAUGAAUGAGGAGAGAAUGAAUCUUCAUGCCGGGAUCUGAAGGGCUCGGCUCGGUUCGGGCUCGGCUCGGUUCGGGCUCGUCCGGUUCGGGCUCGGCUCGGCUCGGGCUCGGCUCGGUUCUCGGUGGCUGUGGAAAAGCGCCAGUAGAAACAGGAGUGCAGGAGUGACAUUUUUCAGGUACAGAGGAAGAUCUGUCUCCUUCUCCCAUGCAAAUCCCCCGGAAUAAUGUUUACAUCGUCUGUGUGCUUAGUGCCAGAUCUUAUGAGCAGAUAUUUGUGUCCAUGUAAUUUAUAGCAGUUUGUGCUGACUACUGUCUUACACUGGUUCCCAUUUGUGUUGCAGAAUUAUUUGUGCAACAUACGGUAAUUUUAUGUUUGUGAAAAUGUGAUUAUUUCUAAUACAGCACUGAGAAAAGCUGCAUAUGUUGUGUUUAGGCAGCAUUUGCGUUUGCUAAAAACCCAUUAAAAAGAAAACCUUAACGCUUAUGAAUUAAAAUCAAACUGGUCCGCAUCCAGCCCCAGAAAGAUUUAAACCAAAGAGACGCAUCCCUGUGUUACAAAAAAAUGUUUCUUUGGCCAUGCUGGUGGUUGGCAGGGAAGCUCGAAAUACCAUUUUCCUUUGCUAUUGUUGGCUUAUGCAUUCCGAAUUAAAUAAACGUUUGGAAACUUUUAAAAUUGCAUCCGCUUCUCUUCCUACGUGAUUCUUCUCUGCACCGCAGGCUUUAAAGCAUGCCGCACUUUUCCAAUGCCGGACUUUUCCAUCGCCGCACUUUUCCAAUGCCGCACUUUUCCAUCGCCGCACUUUUCCAAUGCCGCACUUUUCCAUCGUCGCACUUUUCCAUCGCCGCACUUUUCCAAUGCCGCACUUUUCCAUCGCCGCACUUUUCCAAUGCCGCACUUUUCCAUCGCCGCACUUUUCCAUCGCCGCACUUUUUCAUCGCCUUUUUUAUAUUCUGGCAUCAUUUAUUUUUACAGUGUGUCUGUAGCAUGUGACUAAAGAGGAAAAGCUCUGCUGACACCUGGCGCCUCUUACAUCAUCUCCAUGUAGGAAGUGACUUAAUGGAAUGAGACAGUGGAGGUAAACAAAGUGUAGAAACCGGUGUUUUUUAAAAACACCUGGAGUGCAUGCAGGAGCCCUUUUCUGUCUGUGUACCUUACAAAGUUUGUGUACAAUUUUUGUAAUGUUUGCAUUUGCUUUCAUUAAAACUGGAAGAUGCGCGCUCUCUGUUCACGGAAACUAAGCGUGAAAAGAACACGUCUCUCCUGCGUUCCUCUGUGACGCCCUGCUGUAAGAGGACUUUAAGGCAGUGUUUCAUAUGGACGCUGUGUGGAUUUCUGUGCUGCAGCAAAUGUGCUUUCAAAGAUCACUGGUUCUGCAAACCACCCAUUUUGCCAAUGAGAGAAAUCCAUUGGUGAAUGGGGAUGACAGAUCACCAUUGUUGCUGUUUGUUUGUGAGGAUCGUUUUCUUUUGUGUAUUGUGCAUGUUGAACCCUCAAACCCAAUAA